AUGGGUGUUCCCUUCGAGGCCCUGCUCCCGUACGGGAUCAUCGUCGGUAUGUUCACCGCGACCGGCGUCGGCCUCCACUUCGUCAAGCGCUUCGCCAACGAUGGCAAGAAGGCCCGCUGGAAUCAGGACCUUUGGGAUCGGGUAAGUCUCUCCCUCUCCACUGCGCAAAAUACUAACCAUGCGACCACCCGAUCAUCAGUGAUGGAACGAGACCUGAGAAUCACGGGAAGCCUUCGAGGCCAGAGCAGCAAUCACCAAGCACCCAAGGGCUUCGAAGUCAGCCACCCAUGGAAGGUACGAAAGACAUUGGUCGAGAAACGGAUUUACUAG
This is a messenger RNA of Penicillium riverlandense, 330 nucleotides long. Its product is annotated as NADH dehydrogenase [ubiquinone] 1 alpha subcomplex subunit 1. The transcript is spliced from 5 exons. Bases 1 to 330 code for a protein of 109 amino acids. The record is from RefSeq and is a predicted model, not a curated record. Lineage: Eukaryota; Fungi; Ascomycota; Eurotiomycetes; Eurotiales; Aspergillaceae.